AUGCAAAAUUGGUUGAUGGCGAAAUACGCGUCGGCGGUCGCUCUUAACAAAGCACUGGAAUCGAACAGGAAUUUUUACGGUUUGUGCGUUGCUUACACGAACAUGAUCGACGUCGCUUAUCACUACAAGGAUUUAAACACUUGUGCUAAAAUGGAAAUAUGCGCCGUGGAUUUGUGUAAAAGAUGUAGGAAAAAAAUAAUAGAAGUCUACGAAUUGGAAGCCAUAGGACGAUUGUACAAAGUUAUUUUUCAAGCGAGGCACAUGAGAGCGGAAAUUGAAAAUGCCGUUUUCAUCGGAUUUCAAAGUAUAAAAAUAGCAACCGUCAUACGUAGCACGUCACUCAGAUUGGAUUUAAUGCCGGAUUUAAUAUUUGCAUUAAUACAAUUGAAUAGAUUAUCGGAAGCCGUGUCUUUGCUACAAGAACUCGAAUUCAUGUCGCAAGUCGAUUCCGAUAAAUCGAGCAUAAUAUGGUAUUAUGCAAUUUGUUUGGAUUUUCAAUUGGAUACGGGAUAUACCGUGAUACCGUACGAAACGUGUCAAGCAUUCGUUAAAGAAGAAGAAAAUUUUGCUUCGAUACGUGACGUUUACAGCAAACAUCGUUUGUUCACAUCUUUGUGGUUGUGGUCGAUAAGACACAACGAAUGGGAAGUUUCGAAAUCGUAUGGGAACACUUUAAAAGGAUUUAAAAUAUUGGACGCGGCGGAAACUCCCUCGACCGUUUUUACAAGAUUGAAAAGGUUGGAAGGAAAUCUUAUUUCUCUCGUGCAUCGGAUCGAUACGAAAAACAUACACGCGGUCACGUCUGCGUAUUCGGAUGUACACGCUCUCAUGGCGAAAAUAAAAAAAGAUGUGCAAGUCGUGAAAGUAUUGAAACCGAGGUAUUUACUUUUGAAAGCUUACUACAGACAAAUAAAAUAUCGCGACAACAGUUGUUUUAGAAUAUUAAAUCAAGCUCGUAAUAUGGCUGAUAAAAUGAAAGAUAAAAACACGCACGACUGGAUAAAUCAUCUGAAAAUGGUAUGGAGUAAUACCAUAUCCCCCAUUCAACGUGAUUUUUGGAUCGAACAUUGUCGAUAUAAUUUAAUUGAUUGGCACGAAUCCGAUGGACAAACGAAAAAACAAUCCGUCAUGUAUUCUCUUCCACUACCGAAAUUUUAA
Messenger RNA from Pediculus humanus corporis (human body louse), 1158 nucleotides. RefSeq lists its product as uncharacterized. Gene Ontology annotation, cellular component: cytoplasm. The transcript is spliced from 6 exons. Gene Ontology annotation, molecular function: adenylate cyclase activity. The record is from RefSeq and is a predicted model, not a curated record. Lineage: Eukaryota; Metazoa; Arthropoda; Insecta; Psocodea; Pediculidae. The coding region runs from base 1 to 1158 and encodes 385 amino acids.